This is a messenger RNA of Strongylus vulgaris, 306 nucleotides long. The record is from the annotation of a GenBank genome assembly. Lineage: Eukaryota; Metazoa; Nematoda; Chromadorea; Rhabditida; Strongylidae.
AUGGGCGAUUCACGCCUAAAUCAUCUUGGUAGCGUUCUGGAAUCUAAGAAUAGCACUUUACGCAAAGAAGCUGCGAUUGCAUUUGGAAAAUACUGUUUAUCAGAUAGCAAAGUUGCAGAGGUUUUAUUGAAAUACAUUUGCUCCCCUUCAUGGGAUGCACGAGUAGCAGCCGCGGAUGCACUCCAUGCCUUAUUAAGAAAUAUGGGAACUUUCAGUGGGAAGAUAGAAGAUGUUCCAGUCGCUGCAUCGUUACGAGAAAUCAACGCUACAUAUGUGCUUAAGACUUUUAAGCCUCUAUUGAGGUAG